UAACUUUAAAGUGUAUGUUUAUCCGAUACAUUAGAAAGACCUUCUUUCACAACUAGUGUAUUCUUAGUGCUGUGGUGGAAUUGUUUUGUGUCUCACCUUCAGACAAAAAUUCAAAAUGUUUGGAAUAGUGCUGACCAUUGCUGUGUUUGGUUUAUCUGUGGUCAUUAACAACGCAGGAAUUGGGGUUACAGCACUUCCGGCCUGUGACAGUGAGAUUUGGUGCGAUGGAUCAUUACUGGAUGCUGUACAAAAUGCUAGACUCUAUCAAGAUUCGAAAACUUUUGUGGACAUGAAUCUCAAAUAUGACCCUGACGUAGUGCUGUCAGCAUUUCAAAACAUCAGUCAGUCCGGCCUGCCGACGAAACCGGAAAUCACCAAGUUUCUCGAAACAUACUUUGAAGGCCCCAAUAAGGAAUUUGAAAAGUGGAACCCUACCGACUACGUUGAAAGUCCUGCAUUUUUGGAUAAAGUAAAGGACAAAGAGCUAAGAAGAUUCGGGAAAGAUUUGUGUAAAACAUGGGGACAUCUGGGUAGAAAGAUAAAACAAGAUGUAAAAACCAACCAGGAGAGAUAUUCUCUUAUCUACCUGGAUAACCCAUUUAUUGUACCUGGCGGAAGGUUCAGGGAGACAUAUUACUGGGACUCUUACUGGGUGAUCAAAGGUUUGCUGAUUUGUGAAAUGAAAGUUACUGUCAAAGGAAUGCUGGAAAAUUUUAUAUCUCUGAUCAAACAAUAUGGAAUGAUCCCUAAUGGAAACCGUAUAUACUAUACAAGACGUUCACAGCCACCAUUUCUCAUUCCUAUGGUAAACUUGUACAUAGAAACAACCAAUGAUACCGAUUUUCUCAAAGAAAAUAUUCCGUACUUGGUGGAUGAAUACCUUUUUUGGAUGACAAACCGAAGUGUAGAGUAUACUGACGUACAUGACAAAAAGUUCGUACUAAACAGAUAUGCAGCUCCUAUAACAAAACCGAGACCGGAGUCUUACACUGAAGAUGUUUCAACUGCAAACAAACGAUCAAAUGUACCACCAGAGAAAAUGUACCAGAAUUUGGCAUCUGCAGCAGAAUCCGGUUGGGAUUUCUCUUCUCGUUGGUUCUCACGAGAUUUUCAAGGCAAGACGUCUGACGUCAGCAGAUGGUUGAGUUACACAGAUACAACGGAUGUUAUUCCUGUAGAUCUAAACAGCAUAAUGUGCUGGAAUGAAAUGUUGCUGUCAAACUUCUAUAAAAAGUUAGGUCAACAAAACGCCACUAAGUACUAUCAGGAACAACAGAAAACCAGGCAAGAAGCCAUGAUGUCUGUAUUUUGGGAUGAACAGCAAGGGACUUGGUUUGAUUUGUCUUUGGCGGCAAAAAGCAGGCGACAAAAGUUUUUCCCCUCUAACAUUUUCCCGCUGUUUGUCGGUUGCUAUGACGUCAAUGAUAAAACUAUAGAAUCUCAGACUUUAGCAUAUUUGCAGGAUCAGAAAGUUCUCAAAUACGUGAGCGGGGUACCAACCUCCCUGCUCAAUACAAGACAGCAAUGGGAUUUCCCUAAUGCUUGGCCCCCGCUUCAAGAUGCUGUAGUUACUGCACUCACUAACAGUGAUCUACCGGAAAGCCGUCAAAUAGGUCUUCACCUAGCCUCACUCUGGGUACAGAGUAAUUAUAUAGGCUGGAAUAGGACGGGAAACAUGUUUGAAAAGUAUGUUGUUACAGCCAAAGGUUCAAGAGGAAGCGGAGGUGAAUAUGACGUGCAGGAGGGAUUUGGCUGGACCAACGGUGUUAUUUUGGAUUUUCUUAACCGUUUUGGACAGAAUUUACCGGUAGAUUACACGACAAGUAACGGCAACGGAAAUUAUUUACCACAGAAUCUGGUGUUAAAAACUAUUCUGAUGACAAUAGUAUUAUUUUGUUUAACUUACUUUAUCACCAAACAAAUGCUGCUAUAAAAUCCGCUGUUAGUGAAAAUGCAAAAUGAACAAUA
Molecule: messenger RNA, 1968 nt
Organism: Ruditapes philippinarum (Manila clam)
Lineage: Eukaryota; Metazoa; Mollusca; Bivalvia; Venerida; Veneridae
Product: trehalase-like
Exons: 13
Coding region: 116-1933 (605 amino acids)
Biological process (GO): trehalose catabolic process
Molecular function (GO): alpha,alpha-trehalase activity
Source: RefSeq, a predicted model, not a curated record